Teleopsis dalmanni is the source of this 557-nucleotide messenger RNA. RefSeq lists its product as uncharacterized. The transcript is spliced from 2 exons. The record is from RefSeq and is a predicted model, not a curated record. Gene Ontology annotation, biological process: positive regulation of voltage-gated potassium channel activity; sleep; regulation of synaptic transmission, cholinergic. NCBI's taxonomy places the organism in Eukaryota, Metazoa, Arthropoda, Insecta, Diptera, Diopsidae. The annotation marks the transcript as partial.
AAAGUUGUAUUUUUUAUUUCUGUUCUAUUAAAUAAAUUUGCAGCUGAGGCGAUAAGAUGUCAUGAGUGUAACUCUCAUCUCGAAGAGGAUUGUACCAGUUUGAGUUUGAGUACCCCACAUGGUGGCCGGGAUAACACUUACCUUAGAGAGUGUACAUUGCAGGGUGCUGAAGAUGCUUUUUGCCGUAAAACUGUUACGACAAUCGAAGCAACAGGUGAGAAACGUGUUGUGCGCAGCUGCGGUUGGAUUAAGGACAAUCCAAACAUUGUUCAGGCCAAUAGCUGUUUCAAUGCCGACAACGAAGGAUAUUUACAAACUAUCUGUACCUGUGAUAAUGAUGGGUGUAAUGCUGCACCCAGUCUCUUCACUUUUAGUAAACAUAGUAUCUUUAUGGUAGCUUUAACGAGCCUGUCACUUUUGUUUGCAACUAUUCAACGACGAAGCGGUUGAGUUGUAGGUUCUAUUCUAAGGAUCUAUUUUUAAGACCAUAUAUAUUAAAUACUUUUAACAAUAACAAAUAAGAUUAUUAUUGAUAAUUCUUUAAAACGCAACAUUUU